AAGUAGUUCAACAAACGACAUUAUUUAUUUUCUUAAUAGAUAGAAGUAUUUGAUGCUGUCAUUAUCUUCCAAGAAUAAAAUGAGUGCCAAAGUACACGUUGUCAUUGUAAGCAGAUUAAUUAUUUUGCUGCAAACGACUGAACUGUAAGAGAUAGACAGCACCGAAAUUGAUAAUUAAUUUGGAAAAAGUCGCGGUAGUAAAUUUAAGGACAACUUUCGAACUUAGACUUGUGCUGAAUCGUCGUUUUUACAAAGCUGUUGGUCCCAUAUUUAAUACGACACUUUUCUGAAUGUGGGUGAAAGGUGAAAAGGAGGAGCUUAGAGUACUGUUUCUGUACUCAUUUCUCCAGUAAAGUACAUGCUUUGUAUCUGUGUGACCUACACGUUUGGCAAUGGCUUUACUUAGAGGUGUGUUCAUCGUUUCUGCCAAACGUACCCCAUUUGGUACUUAUGGAGGACUGUUGAAAGAUCACUCUGCUACUGACUUGGCUGAACAUGCUUCCAGAGCUGCCCUGACUGCUAGCAAGGUGGCCCCUGAGCUAGUAAACAGUAUUAUCAUGGGCAAUGUCCUGCAGACUUCUUCAGAUGCAAUAUAUCUUGCUAGGCAUGUUGGCCUUCGUGUUGGUGUGCCAGUUCCAGUUCCUGCUUUAAUUGUUAAUAGGCUUUGUGGAUCAGGUUUCCAAGCAAUUGUCUGUGGAGCACAGGAAAUCUGCUUAAAGGAGUCUGAGAUCGUCCUUUGUGGAGGGUCAGAGAACAUGAGUCAAGCACCAUAUGCUGUUAGAAACAUCCGAUUUGGAACCAGGCUUGGAGAGGACAUUAAGCUGGAGGAUACCUUAUGGGCAGGUUUAACUGAUCCACAUGUUAAACUUCCAAUGGCGCUUACAGCUGAGAAUCUCGCCCAGAAAUAUAAAAUCAGCAGAGAGGACUGUGAUCGAUAUGCGCUGCAGUCCCAGCAGAGGUGGAAGGCAGGGCAGGAUUCGGGACAUUUUACAGCUGAGUUGGCUCCUAUUGAGGUGAAAAGCAAAAAAGGAAAGCAGACCAUGAGCCAAGAUGAGCACCCAAGACCCCAGAGUACAUUGGAGCAAAUGGCUAAACUUCCUCCAGUUUUCAAGAAGGAUGGGACAGUCACUGCUGGGUGAACGAGGCAUUUGCUCCACAGUACCUUGCAGUUGAAAAGGAGAUGGGACUAGACCCUGCAAAAACAAAUUUAAAUGGAGGUGCUAUUGCUUUGGGCCACCCUUUGGCAGCAUCUGGAGCCAGAAUCACCGGUCAUCUUACGCAUGAGCUUAGGCGCCAUGGAGGAAAGUAUGCCCUUGGGUCAGCGUGUAUCGGUGGCGGUCAAGGUAUUGCUGUGAUCAUUGAGAAUACCAAGUAAAGACCAGAAGACGAUUUUGAGAAAUAUUUCCAGAAAAAGAAUACCGAAGAAUUCUGGCCAGUUGUCAUUUGGAGCAAUGUUAGUAAACUUACAGUGCACUGCAAAAAGUGACCACAGAUUUUGUAAUUCAUAGUUUAAUAAUAAAAGUUUCUUGCAUAUCUGCACCAGAGGCAAAAGUAAAAGUGCCAUUUCCGUGGUAGGAAUAGAACCUGAAGUGGGAGUGUGGCACGUUUUUUUUUUCUGCUUACCAAGUAUCAGAACUGGCCACACCGUUUUUCUUUUAUUCACAGAAAUUUUCUGCGAGUCUAGCAAGAUUGUGGCCAUAGGGAGGUUUUUGUGCAGGUGCAUCACCCACUUUUCUGAGUAAACCCUCAGAUUACCUUACAUCCCUUGAAGAUAAGUGCCUCCUUCUGUCUGCAAUUUCCAUUUGGGAUAAUGAGUGGAGUAUACACCCUGCACAGGCACCUGCAACCCACUUCCACAGAGAAGUGAGUAGAAAUUGUCUCAUCACACCUCUCCCUUGCUUAACCAGCUUCUCUAGUAACCUGACUACUGUUUGUACCCUGGAUUUUUGUGUCAUAGUCAAAGCUUUAUCUCUGUACACCACCAAUGUGGGCUCUAGUACUUGGAGAGCUGACUCGCGCUGUCUGUGGGUUGCAUAUAUUUAUUGCUAUCAGCACAUAAUAUUUUACUUCAGUUUUUAUGUAAUACUACCAUAAUGCAUCUGCACAGUGUUUGCUGAGUGAUGGCAUAAUUGUAGCCGCAUCUCAUAUAGUUGCACUUCUAAAUAAUGCACAUCUGUAACGAAGGACUUUGACAUGCUACCUGCACACUUCUGUAACAAAGGACUUUGACAUGCUACCUGCGCACAGAUUGUUGUGGCAUUAAAUGUUACAAGACAGACAGGCUUUGGGAAAUGUAAACUGUAUUUUAUUGUAAGUGUAUCCUUUGACUUUUUGUGAGCUUGUUCUGGUUUGGUGUUAGUUGCAAAGUGCUUUCGUUACUUAAAAACUGAUUUUUUUCAUGAUGUAUUAAAAUCCCAGGGAUUAUAUACGUUGCCCGCCAGCAUUCAAAUAAAUGCCACUAAAAUGUGAAUUCUCAAGGAGGCAGAUUUUGUCCUUAAGACUGUGUAUGAUGUUUUCUUAGAUUUUUAAAGCUUUAACAGUUCUGCUUCUUGAUGAUCACUGUAUAAACUACUAGUGUUCCUCGUGUAGCAUUUUUGAACAAAUUAAUAUCUCCAUGUAUGGAGAGCUGUACUAUUUCAACAUACUGCAGGUCAUCAUGCCCUAGCUGUAUUUCAGAAACAAUUUACUCCUUUUGUCUUGGCCAUUUUGAAGCCAUUCUUGAAGGAAUGUACUAGUAAUUGUUUUCUCUGGUGCCCUCUUAACCCUCCUACCCCACUCCAAAUGCACACACCUCAGUACUGUGGCACUGGGCAAAUAAUAAUACUACUGUGUCUUCUUAAUGUACAACAUUUUAGACAUCAUAAGGGUUGACUAGAUUAUAGCUGUUGUUCCACCAUAACUUUUUCUAGUUUCAUUUUGAAUGUAAAGAUAACCAACACACUGUAUACAUGUUUUCCAUUUAGAGAAAUUAGGUCAGUUGUAGUGAGGCCCUACAAAAGUUGAUUCAAUGCAUUUGCUAAUAUUUUGCCAACUGAAGUUGACAGUAGACAGUAUAACCUUGGCCUUUCCGGUCAUUCCCCACUGUUAUAUUUUUCCUGCUAGACGGUGGCAAAUCUUCCAGAUCACUGACUGUCCUAAUUUAUUGCCAUCUUUGCAGUAAUCUUUAUUGGUAGUGGUUUGUUUGCCCUUGUUGUGCCCCAGAUUGGUUUUGUUGAAGCAGUGUUAAUUUAAAUUUGUUGUUAACUUCACAUGCAUUGUGAUGCCUUUCUGGAACAUAGCAGUAUUCCUUCUCUAAUGCCAUAUUCUGAAUCUCCUUUGUUUUGCAAUAAUCCUCCAAAUCCUCGACUGUCCAGUGCCUGCCUUUGAUAUGAUUUGUAAUGAGCCAUAAACUUUGUCCAUAUCCUUGAGUAACAUUAUUAGUGCUUAAUAACUAAGCUCAGAAUGCAAAACAAUACAUGAAUAACAACCACUUUGGUAACUGAUUUGUAAACUGUUCCUCUAUAGAUCAAACUGACUGCAACCCUUUUGCUACCUUGAUUUCAAUCUGUCUUUAAGUUGUAUGUAGUUUCUGAUUGAAUUCUUGGAUUGCUUUGUAAAGAUGAUGCCUUAAUAAAUGCACUUAACCACCUCAAAA
Protopterus annectens (West African lungfish) is the source of this 3634-nucleotide messenger RNA. RefSeq names its product acetyl-CoA acyltransferase 2 (gene ACAA2). Gene Ontology annotation, molecular function: acetyl-CoA C-acetyltransferase activity. Gene Ontology annotation, biological process: fatty acid beta-oxidation. Lineage: Eukaryota; Metazoa; Chordata; Ceratodontiformes; Protopteridae. The record is from RefSeq and is a predicted model, not a curated record.